CCUUCUGCAAAAUCAGCUGUGUUUGUUUACAUCACGAUUUGCGGAGUGUCGUAAUUCGCAAAAAUCAGCGAAGGUUUCGCUGAUCCUAUGAUUCCGAAAAUGUCGAGGCACGCCCUAAUAGGCGGCGGCACCGGCUUCAUUGGACGCAAUCUGGCCAAACAUUUGACACAAAAGGGCUACGAUGUGACGGUCAUUUCCCGGAUGCCCGGUUCCAAGCGCAUCACCUGGCACGAGCUGGAGAAGAAUGGGAUUCCUGGGUCCGUCAACGCUGUGGUAAAUGCCACUGGCCAGAAUACCCUGGAUCCAACACGCCGCUGGACCCCUGGAUUCCAGCAAAACGUGUGGAACUCCCGCAUCAACUCCUCCAAAACUUUGGCUCAGGCCAUUAAGGCGGCUCCCCAGGUCACCUCCUUUGUGAAUCUCUGCGGUGUUAGUCACUAUCCGCCAUCGGAGUCCAAGGUUUACACCGAGGAGGACAAGGUGCAGGGGUUCGACUACAUGUCCAGAUUGUGCCUGGCCUGGGAGGAGGCUGUCCACACUGGCGGCGAGCAGGUCUGCAAGUCUACCAUCCUCAGAUGUGGUGCUGUUGUGGGACAUGGCGGAGGAAUGAUUCAGUCCAUGUGGCUGCCCUUCAAACUGGGAGUGGGAGGUCCCUUGGGCAGUGGCAAGCAGACAAUGCCCUGGAUUCAUCUUCACGACCUGUGCAGUCUGAUUCAGUACAUCGUAGAGAAAUCUCUGCCAGGAGUGGUCAACGCGGUGGCCCCUGAAAUAGUUACCAACUUGGAGUUCAGCAAAGCCUUUGCCAAAGCCCUCCACCGCCCUUGCAUCUUCAGCGUUCCCGAGUUUGUGGUCCAUGCAGUCUUUGGAAAGGAGCGGGCCGCCCUGGUGUUGAGUGGAGCCAAAGUCCAGCCCCAAAAAGCUAUCUCCUCUGGCUUUAGGUUUCAGUAUCCCACCGUCAAAGAGGCCGUGACUCAACUGACCCUCAAAAGCUGAACUGAGUCGACAUUGAACGCGGCUAAACCUCUUUUUGGUUAAAAGUUGGCUGUACAUUAGUAGAUGGUGGUACCAAGCGCAAAUUAAAACGAAUUUCUGCGAGCGGGUGCGAUUGACGAAUCACCACCGAAAAUAUA
This is a messenger RNA of Drosophila biarmipes, 1130 nucleotides long. RefSeq names its product epimerase family protein SDR39U1. The record is from RefSeq and is a predicted model, not a curated record. NCBI's taxonomy places the organism in Eukaryota, Metazoa, Arthropoda, Insecta, Diptera, Drosophilidae. The transcript has 4 exons. The coding region runs from base 88 to 993 and encodes 301 amino acids.